Nannospalax galili (Upper Galilee mountains blind mole rat) is the source of this 1041-nucleotide messenger RNA. RefSeq names its product solute carrier family 10 member 2 (gene Slc10a2). NCBI's taxonomy places the organism in Eukaryota, Metazoa, Chordata, Mammalia, Rodentia, Spalacidae. Gene Ontology annotation, molecular function: bile acid:sodium symporter activity. Gene Ontology annotation, cellular component: apical plasma membrane. The record is from RefSeq and is a predicted model, not a curated record. Bases 1 to 1041 code for a protein of 346 amino acids. The transcript has 6 exons. Gene Ontology annotation, biological process: bile acid and bile salt transport.
AUGGAUGACUUCUCAGUUUGUUCCCCCAAUGCAUCUGUCUGCGAAGCUGACUCCUGCCUGGUAUCUGAGGAAGACUCCAAUAGAAUUCUCAGUACAGUGCUCAGCAUUGUGCUAACCAUCCUCCUGGCCAUGGUGAUGUUCUCCAUGGGGUGCAACGUGGAGUUCCAGCAGUUCCUGGGGCAUAUAAAGCGUCCAUGGGGCAUUUUUGUGGGCUUCCUCUGUCAAUUUGGAAUCAUGCCCCUCACUGGCUUCAUCCUGUCUGUGGCCUUUGGCGUCCUCCCUGUGCAGGCUGUGGUGGUACUUAUUAUGGGCUGCUGCCCUGGAGGGACUGCUUCCAAUGUCCUCGCCUAUUGGGUGGACGGUGACAUGGACCUCAGCGUCAGCAUGACCACAUGUUCCACGCUGCUUGCCCUUGGAAUGAUGCCCCUUUGCCUCUUCAUCUACACCACGAUGUGGGUUGACUCCGGGUCCAUCGUGAUUCCCUACGAUAACAUAGGUAUUUCUCUGGUUGCUCUGGUUAUUCCUGUGUCCUUUGGAAUGUUUGUGAAUCACAAAUGGCCACAAAAAGCAAAGAUCAUACUUAAAGUUGGAUCCAUCGCGGGCGCAGUUCUCAUUGUGCUUAUUGCUGUGGUCGGAGGAAUACUGUACCAAAGUGCCUGGAUCAUCGAACCCAAACUAUGGAUUAUAGGGACAAUAUUUCCUAUAGCUGGCUACUCCCUGGGGUUCUUCCUGGCUAGAAUAGCUGGUCAGCCCUGGUACAGAUGCCGAACGGUUGCCUUGGAAACAGGGAUGCAGAACACUCAGCUGUGCUCCACCAUUGUGCAGCUCUCCUUCAGCCAGGAGGAUAUCAACCUGGUCUUCACCUUUCCACUCAUCUACACCGUCUUCCAGCUUGUCUUUGCAGCGAUAUUAUUGGGAAUUUAUGUUGGAUACAAGAAAUGUUGUGGGAAAAAUAAUGCAAACUUUUCAGAAGAAAAGGAAAAGGAACCCGAGUCAUCGUCUCAUACGACGAAUGCAGGAUUUCAACCAGAUGAGAAGUAA